AUGACGGACGGCGAACAGCAGGAUGCGCUGGUCAAGCGGUCAGAGGACGAGCGCGAGGACAUCUUCCGGCGCUACGAACUGGGCAUGGACCCCAGCAAUGUGGUGGACCCCUGGGAGAAUCCCACCUUCGAGCUCUACCACAGGACUGACAAAUAUGGAUUCCUGCACGAUGACCGCCUGCCGGAGACGCGGGAUGCUCAGGAGAUGCAACGCACCAGGAUCGAGAUGGAGCGGGACAAAAAGUGGAUGAAGAUGCUCGGCCAUUGGCCGCCGCCCCACGACAAGCUGCACAAGCGCGUCUACAAGGGCAUACCGGAUCGAGUGCGAAGGGUGGUCUGGCUGAAGCUGCUCAACAUCCAGCAAUCGAUCGACAGCAAUGCCGGCGUCUACUCCCGCAUGCUGCAGCUUGCCAGGAAGUACUCCACGGAGACGCGACAGAUCGAUGCAGAUGUGAAUCGACAGUUCCGCGACAAUCUUGCCUUUCGAGAGCGCUACAACGUGAAGCAGUGCUCGCUAUUCAAUGUGCUCAACGCCUACAGCAUCUACAACUCGGAGCUGGGCUACUGCCAGGGCAUGGCCUGUGUGGCCGGCGUGCUGCUGCUCUACUUGAACGAGGAGGAGGCCUUCUGGGCACUGAAUAGCCUGAUCACAGACCCAAAAUACGGCAUGCACGGGCUGUUCAUUGAGGGCUUUCCCAAGCUGACGCGAUUCAUCGACCAUCAUGACCGCAUCAUGUCUAAAAUAAUGCGUAAACUACAUAAGCACUUCACCAAACACAAUGUUGACGCCCUGCUGUACGCCAUCAAGUGGUUUUUUGUCGUCUUCGUCGAGCGGGUUCCGUUCAGUUUGAGUUUGCGCGUGUGGGACAUUUUUAUGUUGGAUGGAGAUCGCGUUAUUCUGUCCAUGGCCAUCAACAUUCUGUAUCUUCACAAGGACGAGCUGCUGCGCCUGAAGGACAUGGACGCCAUCAUCGAGUACUUGCAAGUGAAGCUGCACAAGAACUUUGGCUACAGCGAUGACGAGGCCAUUCAGAGCCUGGAGCGAGUGAUGAAGAAGCUGAAGGACCUCAAGCUGGACGUGCCGCCGCCAGCCAAGUCGAAUGAGUUCCCCACCCGCAAACUCGGCGACUUUGUCGAGGCAGACAUGGAGAAGAAGAUCGGGCGCAGACGCAAUGAUUACACAGACGCGGAAAAGCAAGUCAUAACAGAUGUGAUAUCAAGACAAGAACAAAAUGCGAUUGAGGUGCAAUCCACCGUAUCCUACGAGACUUCCGAGUGCGCCACGGUUACGCUUACUGUUCCCGAGGAUUCGCACUCAAUACGAAGUUCGCUUGCAGGUACUUCAGUUGCCUCGCACGGCUCAUCGGAAACCAUGUCACUGGAGGACAAUAAUAUUCACCUGAGGACCGCCAACAUGCUGCAGAACACUCCGCAGCGUGAGAUGCUCCUGGGCACCUGACGUCAGCUGCCGCCUGCGUCCUCCACGGCGCCGGCAGCUGCAGAGAAUCGCCACACGCUCACCACAGCCACCUCUACGGGCCUAGCAGUAGCCGGAGCAUCGGGAGUUAGCCCCACAUCUUCGCCCAGAGCCACGCCCACACCGCCGCCCGUGCCGCCGAGAUCUCCGCUCGCGCUGGGAUGACUAGCAAAGCAAAAGGCGGCGGCGAACCGGAGUGGGAUCACCUAGUUCCUGGUGCUCGCCGCCGUCUGCCUUUGCUUAGCCUUAAGUCUUGUAGCCCUGCCACCGCUGAAACCACUAGAACUAGGACUUCCUUAGGAGCAGCAUUAGCAAGCAUUGGGCUUCGAGGGUCUGGAGUCACACACUUUGUACAUACGCCGCGGGAAGCUUGGGGCCCGACUUGGUAGUGAAACCCGAAUCUGGGAUUAGAUGCGCCAAAUUAAAUUUACAACAGUUACGAGUUAAACAAUUGAUAAAAGCAAUCGAGAAUUACAUACACAAAAUGCUAAUGGAACAAUAUUUAAGCAAGAGCAAAUCGUAUCUAAUACACCUACAAAGCGGUUAGAAGUCUAUUUAAUUGCAUAUUGAAUUCAACUCAAACAUAUAUUAUAGAAAUUGUUGUAAAUUGUACUUGUAUAUACGUACCGAACAAAAUACAAAGCAACGUUAAAAAGUUACGUCCAUGAAAUGCAAACGAAUGUAAAGGCGAAAGGCAACCAAAUAUUAAUUGAAAGCUAUAGAUAACAGAAUCGAAUGAUUACGCUAGAUUUAUGUAUAGUUAUACCAGCAUAGCAGUACACGACCAGAACAAACUGACAAAUGAAUUGAGUAUUUAUAAUAAUAAUUUCAUGAUUAACCUUUACACGAACAUGAAUCACUAGUUUAAGUUUCUCAGCAAAGGAAUUAUGUUUAUUUAAGUUAAAAUUAUUUUCAAGAGCGUUUCAAAAUAAAACUGUCAACUGAAGCUAA
Messenger RNA from Drosophila suzukii, 2427 nucleotides. Lineage: Eukaryota; Metazoa; Arthropoda; Insecta; Diptera; Drosophilidae. The record is from RefSeq and is a predicted model, not a curated record.